This is a messenger RNA of Eutrema salsugineum, 2196 nucleotides long. RefSeq names its product alpha-dioxygenase 1. The coding region runs from base 116 to 2035 and encodes 639 amino acids. The transcript is spliced from 10 exons. Gene Ontology annotation, biological process: response to oxidative stress. Gene Ontology annotation, molecular function: oxidoreductase activity, acting on single donors with incorporation of molecular oxygen, incorporation of two atoms of oxygen; peroxidase activity; heme binding. The record is from RefSeq and is a predicted model, not a curated record. NCBI's taxonomy places the organism in Eukaryota, Viridiplantae, Streptophyta, Magnoliopsida, Brassicales, Brassicaceae.
ACAAACCCUUACAAUUAUAUUCAAACAGUUCUCUUGUUACGUUUUACAUAAUAAUAUCUAUUAUCAAUAGUAACACUAUUUCCUCUUAUUAAAACUCCAUAAGUGUUCUAAGAGGAUGAAAGUAGUUAGUUCUCUAAUCUCCUCUCUUUUGAUUAAAUUCAUCCACAGAGACUUCCAUGAGAUUUACUCAAGGAUGUCCUUGUUCGAUCGUUUUCUACUUCUUAUUGUGCAUGCAGUGGAUAAGAUGGUUCCAUGGCAUAAGCUGCCGGUUUUCUUGGGUCUGGCCUACCUUGGACUACGAAGACAUUUGCACCAAGAAUACAAUCUCAUUAAUGUCGGUAAAACUCCGGUUGGGACCCGGUUUAAUCCUAUUGAUUAUCCGUACCGGACUGCUGACGGGAAAUUCACUGAUCCGUUUAACGAAGGCGUCGGCAGCCAAAAUAGCUUCAUCGGAAGAAAUUGUCCUCCCGUCGAUCAGAAAAUAAAGUUAUUGAAGCCAGACCCGAUGGUGGUGGCGACAAAACUAUUAACAAGAAGAAAGAUGAUCGACACAGGGAAGCAAUUCAAUAUGAUUGCAGCUUCUUGGAUUCAAUUCAUGAUCCAUGAUUGGGUUGACCAUCUUGAAGACACUGAUCAGAUCGAGCUCUCGGCUCCAAAAGAAGCAGCGAAAGGGUGUCCCUUAAGCUCCUUUAGGUUCUUCAAGACAAAGGAAGUCCCUACCGGUUUCUUCGAGAUCAAGACCGGUUCGCUAAAUACUCGUACACCUUGGUGGGAUUCGAGCGUGAUAUACGGAAGCAACUCGAAAACAUUGGAGAGGGUGAGAACUUACAAAGAUGGGAAGCUAAAGAUAUCGGAGGAGACAGGUCUCCUCCUCCACGACGACGACGGUUUAGCAAUUUCCGGCGACAUACGUAACAGUUGGGUCGGCGUCUCCGCUUUGCAAGCUCUCUUCAUCAAAGAGCACAACGCAGUAUGCGACCUCCUCAAGAAGGAGUAUGAAGAUUUGGAAGACGAAGAUUUGUACCGUCAUGCUAGACUAGUGACGUCAGCAGUGAUUGCCAAGAUUCACACUAUAGAUUGGACCGUUGAGCUUCUCAAAACCGACACUUUACUUGCUGGGAUGCGAGCCAACUGGUACGGAUUAUUAGGAAAGAAAUUUAAAGAUACUUUCGGACAUGUAGGCAGUUCCAUCUUUGGAGGUGUCGUGGGUAUGAAAAAACCGCAAAACCAUGGAGUCCCAUAUUCUCUAACCGAAGAAUUCACUAGCGUCUAUCGAAUGCACUCUCUCUUACCCGAUCAACUCCACAUGCGUGACAUUGAUGUUACACCAGGACCUAAUAAAUCACUUCCCUUGACUCAAGAGGUUUCUAUGGAAAAAUUGAUUGGUCGUGAGGGAGAAGAAACCAUGUCUCAGAUUGGAUUCACUAAGCUAAUGGUGUCAAUGGGUCACCAAGCAUGUGGGGCCCUUGAACUAAUGAAUUAUCCAGCGUGGUUUAGGGAUCUUGUCCCCCAAGACCCCAACGGCCACGAUCGUCCCGACCACAUCGACUUAGCUGCUUUAGAGAUCUAUAGGGACAGGGAGAGGAAUGUUGCACGGUACAACGAUUUUAGGAGAGCUAUGUUUAUGAUUCCGAUAAAGACUUGGGAAGAUCUAACGGACGAUAAGGAAGCAAUUGAAUUGCUAGAUGACGUCUACGGUGGUGAUGUGGACGAGCUUGAUCUUCUGGUGGGACUCAUGGCAGAGAAGAAAAUCAAAGGGUUCGCUAUUAGCGAGACCGCAUUUAACAUUUUCCUUCUCAUGGCCACAAGGAGAUUAGAAGCGGAUCGAUUUUUCACGAGCGAUUUCAACGAAAUGACAUAUACGAAAAAAGGUCUUGAAUGGGUGAAUACUACAGAGAAUCUCAAGGAUGUUUUUGAUCGCCAUUAUCCUGAAAUGACCGAUUCUUGGAUGAAUUCUGAAAGUGCUUUUUCAGUAUGGGAUUCGCCACCCGUUGCCGAAAAUCCUAUCCCUCUCUAUCUCCGUUUUCCAUCUUAAUUAGAUCAUUGUUAAUACACUUUUAAAUUACUUUUUUUUUUUGGGUAUUGUUGGUUGUGAGCAGUCACUGUAAUUAAGUCUGUAAAGCUAUAAUUAAACAUUAAUAAUAUGUAAUAUAAAUAAAUGCAUGGUAUACAUGAUGUAUAGCAUUUGUUCGAUUA